Messenger RNA from Bicyclus anynana (squinting bush brown), 2319 nucleotides. Its product is annotated as glucose dehydrogenase [FAD, quinone]. Bases 213 to 2270 code for a protein of 685 amino acids. The transcript is spliced from 13 exons. Gene Ontology annotation, molecular function: oxidoreductase activity, acting on CH-OH group of donors; flavin adenine dinucleotide binding. The record is from RefSeq and is a predicted model, not a curated record. Lineage: Eukaryota; Metazoa; Arthropoda; Insecta; Lepidoptera; Nymphalidae.
GUCUCCCCGCGAAGGCGCGUUGCGACUCGCGGUCGUUUUAUAAUUUGUUUUUUACGAAAAUUGACGCGUUUGUGAUUUUUUUUUAUUAUUGAGAAAGAAUACAAUAAGGAACUUAAGCUAGUUUAAUUAAAUUAAUCUUGUAAUUAUUUUUAAUUUAUAAUUUGGUUUAGUUGUUGCUGUUUAUAAAAGUUGCAGUGCGGUGAAAUUUCAAAAUGAUAAGAGCGGCAGACGCAUGCGGCUGCCCUAUCCGGGAGAUAGGGCCAUCGAUGGUCGGCUCCUGCUCCAGCCAGUUUAUCAUAUUCAUGAGCCUCUUGGAAUCCUUCAUCAAUGGAAGAUGCGACCUCGCCGACCCUUGCAACCGAGUCAUGGAUAGACAAGUACCAGACGACAGUUACGACUUUGUGGUUGUCGGGGGCGGCACUGGCGGCGCUGUCGUCGCGGCUAGGCUUUCAGAAAAUCCGCAAUGGAAGGUCCUACUGAUAGAAGCUGGAGGUGAUGAACCGAUAGCUUCCUCGGUGCCUUCAUUUGUGACGUCAUACUGGGGGCAAAAUGAGACCGACUGGGACUACCGCACUGUGCCUCAGGAGAAAGCCUGCCUCGACAGCGGUGGCGUGUGUUCUUGGCCUCGAGGAAAGAUGCUUGGUGGAUGUUCGGUUAUUAAUGGCAUGAUGUACAUGCGAGGUAAUCCUGCCGACUAUGACGGUUGGGCGGUGAACGGCGCGCGCGGGUGGUCCUGGUUCGAAGUGUUGCCAUACUUUUUGAAAAGUGAAGACAAUAAGGAGAUCGGUAAUGGAGUGUCUGGACAGUAUCAUAAUGUUGGAGGACCUUUACCUGUGCAACGGUUUCGUUACGCGCCAAGAUUAGCUCACGAUGUGGUUUCUGCUGGCAUAGAGAUGGGCUACCCACCUACGAGUGACCUGAAUGGAGAGACGGGCACCGGCUUCACCAUCGCGCAGACUUACAAUGAUGGUGGUUCGAGAUACAGCACAGCCCGAGCAUAUCUCCGACCAGCGUCCAAGCGCGAAAAUUUGCAUAUUCUACUGAAUGCAGUCGGUUCCAGAGUUAUAGUAGACCCAGUUACCAAGAAGGUUACAGGCGUAGAGUACAUUAAGAAUGGUGAAAAGAAGAUCGUUGGAGUUAAUAAAGAGGCAGUUCUAUCUGGAGGAACACUGAACUCUCCACAAAUUCUCCUUCUCUCUGGAAUUGGACCCAAGGAAACGUUAGACAAACUCAAUAUUCCUGUUGUCAAGGAGUUACCAGGGGUUGGACAAAAUCUCCACAACCAUGUAGGUGUGAACUUAGAGUUCACACUGACAAAAGAACCUGACGUGCCUGAACUGUCGUGGGAGAGUGCUAUGGAGUACAUGUUGAAGAGGCAGGGUCCUUUAUCUGCUACUGGAAUGUCACAGCUAUCAGGGAAAAUCAACUCGCGCUUGGCCGCCGGCGGGGGAAGGCACCCGGACGUUCAGUAUUUCUUCAAUGGAUACGGCAGCUCGUGUGGAGACGGCUCCCUUGGCGACGCUGAUGCUAUUGUAGAUGAGAAUAACAAACGAACUAUUACCAUAUCCGCAAUAGCUCUGCAGCCCCGCAGUCGCGGCUACCUCACGCUGGAGUCUACGGACCCUCUGCAGCCGCCAGUGAUGCAGCCCAACUACUUCCUGGACGAACACGAGCUGGACGUGCUGGUAGAUGCCUCGAGAAUCGCUUACAGACUUGCUAACACUACGAUUUUACGCGAGAAGUAUGGCAUGCAACCGACAGAGGGAUACGGCGCUGAGUGUCCAGGCGGCGGGGCCAACCCCACUGACGAGUUCUUCAGGUGUUUGGCCCAACUGCACACAGCGCCAGAGAACCACCAGGUCGGGACCUGCAAGAUGGGAGCUGCGGACGAUCCUAUGGCUGUCGUCGACCCGCAACUUAGGGUAUAUGGUAUUAACGGCUUGCGGGUGGCUGAUGCAUCAAUAAUGCCCACCGUAGUGUCAGGUAACACAGCAGCGCCUGUGGUGAUGAUCGCCGAGCGCGCUGCAGAGUUCGUCAUCAUCAAGUAUCAAGAACUGCUGAGAACACAGUUCGGUGAAGACACAGUUCCUGACGGCAUAUUCUCUGGAUCUAAUGAAGGGUGGAACAGCAAUGAAUCAGGUAAUAAACCCAUUUGGGUAGACAAUUGGAAACCCUGGGACAAGCAUUGGGAUAAUCCAGAAUGGAAAUACGACCAUCCCUACCAGCAUAGGAAGAACAAUGUGAACCAACCAGCAUAUAACUCGAGAUAAAGUAGUCUUAAUUAUUUAUGUCAUUAUUAAAAUAGUUAUUAUUUAAUUA